This is a messenger RNA of Camellia sinensis, 1395 nucleotides long. RefSeq lists its product as uncharacterized. The record is from RefSeq and is a predicted model, not a curated record. Lineage: Eukaryota; Viridiplantae; Streptophyta; Magnoliopsida; Ericales; Theaceae.
UCUCUCUCUCUCUCUCUCUCUCUCUCUCUCUCUCUCUACAGGCUGUCAAUGAUGAAUUAUUAUUAUUAUUAGUAACAAGGAGGGUGUGAUUGAUAAUUUUCUAAGAGAAGGGUACUUUGUUGUAUCUGAAAGUUGAGCUAACUGUAGGGAAAAAUCAAAGAGAUAUUGCAGCAGUAGUAGUAGCUGGUUCUCUCUCCCCAUCUCAUUUCUAUCUAUCUCCGUCCCUCUCUGCCUUGUUCACAAAGAUCAUGAUAUGAUAUGAUAUGAUAUGAAUGAGCUGUGGAUGUUGUUGUUGUUCAUUUGAGUUGAUUAUUGGGUUUUUGAUUAUUUGCUCAGUUUAUAGUUUUGAUAGUGAAGAGAUGAGAUGAGAUGAGAUGAGAUGAGAUCAGUUUAUUUAUGGGUAAAAAAAGCAUUGGGAUAAUAAGAGGGUGCAAGAUUUUCAAUGACUCUCAUGAGAAAACAUUGCCAUCUGCCCACAUCUUUUCUUAACAGGAAUGGGAACCAAACUCCAAAAUACAAGUAAUCCAAUAGAUAGAAGUACAAUCACAAAAGUUGAUAGUUUUGGUGUGAGUUGUUGGGACCACUCCGCGCAAAAAUUACUUCUUUUAGUACUAUUGUUGUUGUUGUUGUUAUCAUCAACUUUGAGGAGUCAUCAAUGGAAAGGAGGAUCAUGCUCAAUCAACACAACAUUGAAUCUAUCAAGAAGACAAUGCUUAUACACCAAGAUAUUUUUCAACACCAGGUACGAGAACUCCACCGGUUGUAUAGUGUUCAGAAGAUGCUGAUGGAUGAGAUGAGAAAUAAUAAGAUUAAACAAGAAAUGUAUUGGGGGGUUCCAAGGAUCGACUCAAAUUGUAGCAACUAUUCUAACCUUUUGAUCAACCGGCACCAACCAACAACCACCACUGGGGGCACUGAGUAUAAUAACCUCCAUGUUCAAAGAGUAAUGACAACACUGCCAGACAAUACAGAGAGAAGUAGCAGUAGUUGUUGUGGGGAGACUCCAAGAAUCCCAAAGGGAUUUGAUCUUGAUCUUGAAAGGCCUGCCCAAGAAGAAGAAGAAGAAGAAGAAGAAGAUAAUAUCUCCUCAACUACUGGAGGAGUAGUGAGUGCCUCAAAAACAUAUAGAGCUAUAGCAUUAAAAAAUAAAGAUAAUAAUAAUCAUAUUGAUAUUGGCAAAGAAGAUGGCUAUGAUGAUGAGACUGAGGUGGAACUCACACUGAGUAUUGGAGGAGGUUGUUGUAGAGAGAAAAAAAGUGAGACAAAGUGCCACCAAUAACACCAUCAUCAUCAUCAUGAUGCAUCAUUCUACAUAUUCAAAAAAAGUUAAAACGAAAUAUUCAAAAUAGAUUUUGAACUUGAAAUAUUGUGCAUUUCCGCAAUGCUAUACAUGCA